This is a messenger RNA of Giardia duodenalis, 993 nucleotides long. RefSeq lists its product as uncharacterized. Lineage: Eukaryota; Fornicata; Diplomonadida; Hexamitidae. The record is from RefSeq and is a predicted model, not a curated record. Bases 1 to 993 code for a protein of 330 amino acids. The transcript has a single exon.
AUGGACAUCGGGGUCGCAGUUCAGGCUCUAGAGGUGAGUCUGAGAGGCUUCUGCUACCCAGCGAUGUACCUCAACGCGGACAGAUUCAGCACAGGAGCAUCUGAGGACCUGGUGGCACUUGUCGCCCAGAUUCUUGAGCGGUGCCACCCUUCCAUCCAAGCGUACCUCUCAACGAAGGGUUAUUAUACACCACUAACUAAGUUCACUGGGCCCGACUGGUACAGGUGUUUUGAGUCAUUCAUGCGUGAAAACAUCCAUACUGUUGAAAACUCAUCAUCUGUGCCUAUACUCCCGUCAUCGUCGUGGGAGAAGCAUUCCUUUGCCGUCGCUAAGGUCAAGGAGGUACUGGGGUUUGUGCGGAUACUCAAAGCAGCCGUGCCGAAGAAGAAGCGAUCUCUUCAGGAGCACCGACCGACCUCCAGCCUGACUCAAGCACUGAAGACCAGUCGGGUUGGGCUAGAGGGCGUGGAGCUCACAACGCCUGAAGAUUGCAACUCUAAGCAGAUGCUCCGUUUUGCAUUCGAUGGAGCAGACUCAACAGAUUCUCUCGAAGAUGCAAUAGAUAACGAGAGUCAUCACUAUCACAUGAGCAGUAGAAUCACAGAAUAUCAAAGGAAUAGCGAUCAAUCUAAGGCACCCAGUGGACAGUUCAGUGACAGCCAUGAUCGUGCCCGUUACAGAGGCAAGAGUGACAGAGACUCUGCUGAUACUGCUCGCUCCCCUCGAUCACUGCACUCACUUCAGGCCCCCAGCAACCUGAGUGCAAGACGCAGUGCACAAUCGUUGGAUUGCCUACCGCAAUAUAGCCGGCCAUCGUCUUCCAGGAGAGGCUCAGUCCUCACGGAGCUGAAUGAGCAUACUAUCAGAGAUGUAUUCUACGAGGUGGAGAAGGCUGUGCAUGGAAUCCAGGUCUUGAAUGCAAAGGUGGAUGCAGUAUUUGGGAGACUCGAUUUGCUGGAGCAGAGAUUAGACCAAAUAUUCACUAAGCUCUGA